Messenger RNA from Quercus robur (English oak), 1326 nucleotides. Its product is annotated as coatomer subunit beta'-1-like. The record is from RefSeq and is a predicted model, not a curated record. Gene Ontology annotation, molecular function: protein binding. Gene Ontology annotation, cellular component: COPI vesicle coat. The transcript has 10 exons. Gene Ontology annotation, biological process: intra-Golgi vesicle-mediated transport; intracellular protein transport; endoplasmic reticulum to Golgi vesicle-mediated transport. Lineage: Eukaryota; Viridiplantae; Streptophyta; Magnoliopsida; Fagales; Fagaceae. Bases 144 to 1067 code for a protein of 307 amino acids.
AUGCAGUUCCUUAGCUGGAAAGCUUCCCCUAAUAUAUAUAUUGAGAUACACUGCUCCAUGUUCCUUACACAAAUUCGAUCCAGCCAAUAUUUUACAAGCAAAUUUUUUCUUCCAUUGCGUUUGCCUUCGUCUUAACUUGAAAAAUGACACAAGCACAACAAUCUCUCUCGCUCAAAAUUGAGAAAGAAUAUGUUCAAAAUUCAGAACGAGUAAAAUCUGUGGAUCUGCAUCCAACUGAACCAUGGAUUCUAGCAAGUUUGUAUUCUGGAACUAUACGUAUCUGGAACUACCAAUCACAGACUGUGGAGAAGUCUUUCAAGGACACCGAGUUACCAGUCAGAUCAGCAAAAUUCAUAGCACGCGAAAACUGGAUAGUUGCUGCAGCAGAUGACACAUUUAUUCGUGUCUACAAUUAUAACACACUAGAAAAGGUUAAAGAGUUUGAGGCACAUAAAGACUACAUUCGGUGUGUGGCUGUCCAUCCUACCCUUCCAUAUGUACUGACAGCGUCCGAUGACAUGGUUAUAAAGCUUUGGGAUUGGGAGAAAGAUUGGAUAUGUACUCAAAUCUUUGAGGGACAUUCACAUUACGUGAUGCAAGUUGCAUUUAACCCAAAGGAUAACCUUAAUUUUGCAAGUGCAUCACUUGAUGGUACCAUAAAGAUAUGGGAUAUUUCCUCCCCUGCUCCAAAUUUUACAUUGGAUGGCCAUUUGAAAGGUGUGAACUGUGUUGAGUAUUUCACAGGCGGCGAUGAACCAAAAAUCUUAAGUGGUUCUGAUGAUUUUUCUGCUAAGGUGUGGGACUCUCAAAGCAAAAGUUGUUUGCGAACACUAGAGGGCCACACACACAAUGUUACCUCAGUAUGUGUUCAUCCCGAGCUUCCCAUAAUUAUUACUGGUUCCGAGGACGGGACUAUUCACAUAUGGCAUGCAACAACCUAUAGGCUUGAGAACACAUUAAACUAUGAUCUUGGAAGAGUUUGGGCAAUUGGAUACAAGAAAGGAUCAAACCAGAUUGCAUUUGGUUGUGACAAUGGAACUAUUAUGGUCAAUAUGAAAAGUACUUGAGGUUUUCUAAACCUACAAGUUGAGGAGGAAGAGUUGGAGGAAUUGAUUCAUCUACCAUUGCUGCUACAAAUAGUAUAUGGGGUGUUUUGUAUGAAUAAUUCUAUCUUCGAGUCAAAGAGGAAGACUAGAAAAGGAAGAAUUUGAAUAAUCACUAGUGUUGUUUUACUACUUACUAUUAUGGUUUUAUGUUCUGGCUUGAUUAUAGCUAUGUAAUGUCACUAGAAUAAACUUCAAUGGCAUGGAUCUAUCUUUGUCUUUA